GGUCUGACUGGUGCGGCCCCAUCCAGAGUUUGGCUUGUCGGCCGGCGGCCGGGACGGGUUCGCGUGAAACUGGCUCCUGUCGCGGAGUCACCCCUGGUAAAGGCUGCCCUACCGCAAUCCCUGAUAAACCUCCGAAAACAGCAUAUUCGGCACCACUCGGAUAACCAGAUUUUGUGGGAACCCCAGCAGAACCUCUGGGUCACGGUGACUGACAACGACUUUGUUUGGCCCGUUGGCAUUACAGCCCAGUUAGUUACUGAUUUAACCAUCACCAUUACAAAGAAGGAGACAGUUGACAGAAAUGGAGAUCGUUUCCAGCCUAACCUUCCAAAGACCCUUCACGAGCCCAGUGCAAGUCGCCCGCCUCUCACGGCCCCCUUUGGGCACUAUACUGCUCACGUUCGUUUCUCCGGGAGUCGCGUGGGUCGUAGUAGCAAAGCGGCACCAACAGACAUAACUACGUCUGGCCCACAUAUUGGGCCCAGGUUGCUGGGCGAAAAUGAGAGUUUCAAUCUCUAUCACAACCAUUCUGCUGACGAUGGACGACUAAAACGCGUCCGUCGACAGCCCCCAGUCCGUGCACUCCCUCGCCAAGGCCUACUUGUCGUCAUUGUCCAGUUCUCCGACGGAAGUAUGCUGCCCUGGCACCGCAUCAUGGAGGUAACCUGGCAACUGGGGCUACCAUCUCCACCGUAUACACUCGUGGUCGAGAACAUGCGACCGGACCUGGUCAGGGUAGACAUGCCUACCAUGCCCCGCUCCAGUAAAGCCGUUGAGGCCACAUUAUCUGGGCUCGGUUUGAAUAAACCGCUCAGCCGGCAAAGGCGCCUGGAUGUUGGAAACGGCCUUCAUUCCAACUCCAAUACCUCCUACUUAUCUGCAUCGCCAAGGUAUUCCCGUGAGGCGGCGGGUUCGCAAUGGUUCGAGCCUCCACGCGACCAGGUCCCGCAAACCAAUCAGCAUUCCGCUGCCAAUACCUUUGCCGACAGUAAACCCAGCCAACAGAAUCCCGAGAAGAGUGAGCAGCCUCAGUGGUUUGGUCCGACGGUCGUUCUGCUGCGGGAGGACGAGUCCUUCAUUGAUCCUGUAAAAUUGGCAUCCCAAAGAACUUCUCUUACCGAAUUUUAG
Dibothriocephalus latus is the source of this 1128-nucleotide messenger RNA. The record is from the annotation of a GenBank genome assembly. Lineage: Eukaryota; Metazoa; Platyhelminthes; Cestoda; Diphyllobothriidea; Diphyllobothriidae.